UUCAUUGGAAGAAUCACCUUCUUACGUAAUCAAACUACUGCUCCCCUGCCGUUAAGCACACCCCCGCUCUCCCUAAUAUACUCCACUUUUUUUUUAUUUAUUUAUUAUUUUUUUAAUACAUAUUUACUUUACACUCUCUACUGUAUCUUCUCAUUACUUUCUCCCCACCUAAUUAUUACUCUAAUACUACCAAUUAACCCUAUUUUUAAUUAAACUCCUUUUGUCCUUAAUAAUCUUUCUAUUAACCCUAAACACGUAAUUUAAAGAACUUAUAAGAUAUAGUAAGAAUGUUAAAGGGUAGAAAUGACUGAUACAAGUGUAUAAUUAACCCUAUUUUUACAUUCUAAUUCUAAAUAGGUACAGUCAUCCAGAGUAUACAAGAAGAUUAAUUGUAAACGGAAGAAUAUUAAUAAAUAAAUCUCACCCGUCACCACCAAAAAAAUAAAAAGAACAACAAUAAAAAAAAAAACUUUGAUUUACAAUAUUAAAACAAGUCUACAUCUUCUUCAUUUUACCUCCGAAUUUAUAUUUUAAGAAGUCAGUCGUUUCUUUCAAUAACAACACUGUUGCAUGCUUCCACCUUACAUACAUAGAAGAGAGAGAUUCAGAUACUAGAUUACCCUCUCUAGAUCUGCGCAUUCCUACGAUCUCUCACUCAGUUUCUCUCCCGAGUCAACCUCGGAAUGCGAUUCUGCUACUCCUCUAUUUAGUAUCGUUUUCCGGCAAUGCUCGCCGGAGCUCCGUUAAUUUUCCGGCUGAGCUCCGGUUAUACCAACCGUAAAAAUUAGAUAUGUUUAAGUGGAGGAGUGAGAGAACUAAAAUCACUGCUAUUUUCAAAUUGCAGUUUCAUGCUACUCAGAUAUUUGAGUACGGCGGAAAUGGGUUGGUGGUGUCGGUAGUUCCGGCGGAGAACGGGAAACCGACGGCGAGGUUGGAGAAAUCGACGGUGAGGGAAAAUGGUUGUUAUUGGGAGAAUCAAGUUUACGAAACAGUGAAAUUGAUUCAAGAUCCUAAAACUGGAAAGAUUCAAGAGAGAAUCUACUACUUUCUCAUCUCAACUGGAUCACCAAAGAGUAGUUUAGUGGGAGAGUUUUCUGUAAAUAUAGCGGAUUAUGUUGGAGCAACAAAAGCUUGUUCAGUUUCAUUUCCAUUUAAGAACUCGAAUUCGGAUUCUUAUUUGCAUGUUUCAAUUCAAAGGGUACAGGAGAAUAGUAAUCAUGGAAGAGUUCAAAGAGAUCUUGAAGAGAAUGAUGGUUUAAGAGUAAAGGAGGACGAGGAUAAGAGCUUGAGACGACAUUUUAGCAAUGGCGAUGCAGAGCAAGCUACCAUGUCGAAUCCUAUUGAAGAUCUACCCUUGAGAAAGACGGUGUCACAUACAGUGGGGUUGAAUGGCACUCGUAGAGGGUCCAAUGGUUCGGACAUCACAUUGUCGAGCUCUGAUAGCAGCUCAGGAUUAAAUACUCCGCGAGAAGUUGGAGUAAGAAAUAUUAAUACUGUCAAAGAUCAGACCUCAAACAGCUCAGGUUAUCAAGAUGAGCACAAAACACAGUGGGAUCUGGCCAUUGUUCCUGUCAAUGACUCAAGCACCGAGUAUUCGAUGAACAGCCCUAGAGAUUUCUUUCCCAGUUUAAGAUCUCCCAUGGGUUUGGAUGAUUCUUCUGACAUGCUCAAAGCUGACCUUGUUGCUUUAUCUAGGAGGGCAGAAGUGUCUGAGUUAGAGUUACAAACUCUGCGAAAGCAAAUUGUGAAGGAGAGCAAAAAGGGACAGGACAUGUUGAGAGAAAUCACCAGCUUGAAAAAGGAGAAAAAUGCACUUAAGGAUGAAUAUGAAAAGCUCAAAUCCUCUCCUAAACGUUCUGAUGAUCUGAAUGUCAAAAGCAAGUUUCAGUUUCAGGGGGAUCCAUGGACUCUUGUCGAGUUAAUCAGGGAAGAGCUCAGUUACGAGAAGGAUAUGAAUGCCAAUCUUCGGAUCCAACUGCAGAAGACACAGGACUCAAAUAAUGAGCUGAUGCUUGCCGUGCAAGAUUUAGAGGAGAUGUUGGAGAAGAAUGAGAAAGGAGUUUCCCAUUUACCAAACAGAUCCACAUCUGGAGAAAGUGCGGUAGAGAUUGAAGAAAGUAUCCAGAAGAGUCAGAGUGACGAUGAUGAAGCGCAAAAGGCUCUAGAAGACCUUGUAAGACAGCAUAGUGAUGCACAAGGGACAUAUUUACUUGAACAAAAGGUGAUGGACCUAUGUAGUGAAAUAGAAAUGUAUAGGCGAGAUAAAGAUGAGUUAGAGAUGCAGAUGGAGCAGCUAGCCCUAGAUUAUGAGAUAUUGAAGCAAGAGAACCAUGAAUAUUCUACUAGAUUGGAACAAAGUCAUCUCCAAGAUCAGCUGAAGAUGCAAUGUGAUGGCACAAGUUCUUAUACUGCAGCGAGAGAGCUUGAAGCUCAGAUACAGAAGCUUGAAGAUGAACUUCAUGAAAACUCUGAAGAACUAUCACAUUGUUUGGCUGAAAUAAAGGAUCUUGAAGCUCGUAAUACAAGCCUCGAGAAAAAGCUACAGAAACAAGCGGAAGAAUAUGAAGCUGAGAUAAAAGAUAUCACACAUUCCCAGAUGGAACAGCAGCAGAGAGCUGCUCGAGCAGAAGCUGAUCUUAAUGAGUCUGGUGCUAUUAUAAACGAGCUUGAAACUGUGAUAGAGAAUUUGAAGAAAGAACGUAAGAGGCAUUUAGAAGACUUGUCAAGCUCUUCGGCUUCCAUAGAAGAGCUUGAAGCUCAUAACUAUAAUCUGGAGGUAGAACUAGAGAAACAAGCACAAAGAUAUGAAGCUGAUAUAGAAGCUCUUGUUCAUGCGAAAACAGAACAGGAGCAGAGAGCAUUGAAAGCUGAAGAAAGUGCUGCCAAGUCUAGUGCUACCGUGAAUGAACUUGAAGCCCACAUUAAGAAGCUGGAGAAUGAGCUCAAAAGGCAUUCUGAAGUGUCUUCUGGUAAUUUGGCUUCAGUGAAGGAACUUGAAGCUCAUAUCCAAAAUCUUGAAGAGGAGAUAGAGAAACAGGCGGAAGGAUUUGAAGCUGAUCUGGAGUCUGUUACACGUGCCAAAGUGGAACAGGAGCAGCGAGCAAUCCGAGCAGAAGAAGCCCUGAGAUUGAUGAGGUGGAAAAAUGCUAAUACAGCUGCAAGAAUUCAAGAUGAAUUCAAAAGAUUGUCGUCACAAAUGCAGUCGUCAUUUGAUGCUAAUGAGAAGGUUGCUAGCAAAGCAUUGACUGAAGCUACUGAAUUACGACAGCAGAAUCGCUAUCUUCAGGAUAUGCUUCAGAAGGCUCAUGAAGAGCUUGAGUCAUCGAAAGAUGAAUAUGAAACAAAACUGCAUGAACUGUACGGUCAAAUCAAAAUGAAGUCAACUCAGGUAGAGCAGAUGGAGGUUGAAAUUGAAGAGAAGUCCAAGCAGGUGGAAAUCCGGAAAAAACAAAGUGAUGAACUCCAAAGAAGUGUUUCAUCUGAGAAGUUGGAUCACACUUCUGAGUUAGAGAGACUAACAUCUGAAAACAAGUCACUGGCUGAACAGAUUAAAGAACUGUCCAAAGAAAGAGAUCUGCUGGUUCAGAAGGAGAAUACUGCACGCGACAAUUCAGUGAAGGAGGUGGCUGGAAAGUCACUUGAGGAAUUGAUUGUGUUGAGAAAUCUCAAGAAUGAGAAAGAGCAGGCAAUUACAAGUCUGAAAUUUGAAGUGGAAGAACUAAAAGCUCAAUGUGGCAACUUGCAGCAUUCUUUAUAUGAGGACGAGUUGGAGAAAGAGAAAUUAAGGAAGCAAGUGUUUCAACUCAAAGCUGAUCUAAAGAAGAAGGAUGAAGCAAUUUUGAGUAUUGAGAAGAAGUUUCAUGAGAAUGGGCGAGCCAUAGCUCAAGAUAAACCGAGAGGUACUUCCAAAAAUACGAAAUCAGAACGUAAUCUUAAAGAGGUUGGUUCUAAAGAAGUAAUCACUUUGAAGGAGAGAAUAAAAUUACUCGAGGGGCACAUUAAGUCGAAGGAUGCUGCCUUAGAGACCUCUACAAAUGCUUUCCUGACUAAGGAGAAGAGCCUUCAGAAGAAAAUCGAGGAAAUGGAAUUCCGAUUGAGUGAAAUCAGUCAGAGUAAUCAAGGUGUCGUCCAUGAUGAAGUUAAACAGGUUUCUGUCGGGCCACAAGUAGUCUGUCAUUCUGAAGAAGUCACUUUAGGAAAUAUGCCUGAAGAAGCAAGCAUCUCAUCAAAUGAAACUUCCAACAAUAUGGAGCCAAACAGUGACAGUCAAAGAGAAUCUGAUGGCCAACAAAAACCAUCCGACAUUGAUUCUGGAGACCAGCAGAAGAUUGAUCUAUUGUUGAAAGAGAUGAUUCUGUUAAAGGAACAGAACAAAUCCAUGGAAAUUGAACUAAAUGAAAUGCAAGAAAGGUACUCUGAAAUAAGUCUCAAAUUCGCCGAGGUAGAAGGUGAAAGGCAACAACUUAUCAUGAGAGUGCGAAACCUUAAGAAUGCUAAGAAGGGCUGAGAACCCGAUUUGAGUCACAUUCUGCAGAGUUUAAGUAAUAACUAAAGGCAUAUAGCUUAAUAGAAGUAUCCCAUAGUGAAAACCCAAAAACAAACUGUACUGACCUUGUUCUGGUGAAUAAGAUCAUAUGUAAAUGUGCUAAGUUCAUAUAAUUUUUUUUUUCUUUUUUUCUCCCUCAUUCGGCUCCGGAAAUCUCCUCGAAUGAAUGUCAAAUAUUGAAGUUAGUGUUAUACUGUACUACAAAAUUGUUUGAAUAGGCAGAUUUUUUUUUUUUUCUUCAGUGUUUGUUACAGAGUAAUUUGUUAAUUUUUUAGAAAUCUGGAGAUGGGCAUAUUAUGUCGGACAUGAAUUCAUUUUAUCAAAGUAUAGUGUUCGUUGAUUUUGUUGGUUCAUA
This is a messenger RNA of Chenopodium quinoa (quinoa), 4901 nucleotides long. RefSeq lists its product as uncharacterized. The transcript is spliced from 9 exons. The record is from RefSeq and is a predicted model, not a curated record. Bases 791 to 4507 code for a protein of 1238 amino acids. Lineage: Eukaryota; Viridiplantae; Streptophyta; Magnoliopsida; Caryophyllales; Amaranthaceae.